Molecule: messenger RNA, 5319 nt
Organism: Candoia aspera
Lineage: Eukaryota; Metazoa; Chordata; Lepidosauria; Squamata; Candoiidae
Gene: DGKH
Product: diacylglycerol kinase eta
Exons: 27
Coding region: 46-3216 (1056 amino acids)
Biological process (GO): lipid phosphorylation; intracellular signal transduction; diacylglycerol metabolic process
Molecular function (GO): ATP-dependent diacylglycerol kinase activity; protein binding
Source: RefSeq, a predicted model, not a curated record
ACCCCAUUCAGGAGAUUGAUAUUGUGUGCAGAGAAUAGAAAAGAGAUGGAAGAUUGGAUUAGUUCCCUGAAGUCUGUACAGUCCCGAGAACAUUACGAGGCGGCUCAGUUUAACGUGGAACAUUUCUCAGGGAUGCACAAUUGGUAUGCUUGUUCCCACGCAAGACCCACAUUCUGCAACGUCUGCCGUGAGAGCCUCUCCGGAGUUACUUCCCACGGUUUGUCCUGUGAAGUAUGCAAGUUCAAGGCUCACAAAAGAUGUGCUGUCCGGGCAAUAAAUAAUUGCAAAUGGACAACGUUGACUUCAAUUGGAAAAGAUAUAAUUGAGGAUGAAGAUGGUGUAGCUAUGCCUCAUCAGUGGUUAGAAGGCAAUCUUCCGGUCAGUGCCAAAUGUGCUGUGUGUGACAAAACCUGUGGCAGCGUUCUCCGCCUGCAAGAUUGGAAGUGCCUUUGGUGUAAGACAAUGGUGCACACGGCUUGCAGAGAUUUGUAUCCUCGCAAGUGUCCUCUCGGCCAGUGUAAAGUAUCAAUUAUUCCUCCCACAGCACUGAACAGCAUAGAUUCUGAUGGUUUCUGGAAAGCCACAUGCCCACCAACUUGUGCUAGCCCUCUCUUGGUUUUUGUGAAUUCAAAGAGCGGAGACAAUCAGGGAGUGAAAUUUCUUCGGCGCUUCAAGCAGUCGCUAAAUCCAGCUCAGGUCUUUGAUUUAAUGAACGGAGGGCCUCAUUUAGGUUUACGAUUAUUUCAAAAGUUUGACAAUUUUCGAAUCCUCGUAUGUGGGGGAGAUGGAAGCGUCGGCUGGGUGUUGUCUGAAAUCGAUAAACUCAACCUGCACAAACAGUGUCAUUUGGGAGUGUUACCGCUUGGGACAGGAAAUGACCUUGCCCGUGUCCUCGGCUGGGGAGGGUCAUGUGAUGACGACACGCAACUUCCUCAAAUUCUAGAAAAGUUAGAACGGGCUAGCACCAAAAUGUUAGACAGAUGGAGCAUCAUGUCAUAUGAAUUGAGAUUCCCAUCAAAGCAAUGCAUUCUUCCAGUUAGUCCCGAAGAAGACUCUGAGGAAUGUCAGAUGUCUGUGUAUGAGGAUUCAAUUGCUACACAUCUGACAAAGAUCCUUGAUUCGGAUCAGCACUCGGUUGUUAUAUCAUCUGCCAAGAUCUUGUGUGAAACCGUAAAAGGCUUUGUGGCCAAAAUAGGGAAGACUUGUGAAAGACCAGUGGAAAAUGCAGAAGCUGAUGCCAUGGCCAUUAAAUGUUCAGAACUGAAUGAGAAGUUAAGCCGAUUGCUCCAGGCUCUCCAUGCAGAAACCCAGGUUAGUCCUCGCCUCCCCCACAUGGCUUCCCCCAUUGUAGAGGAAGAAGCUGAAGAGUCAUCCAGUGAGGAGUCUUUGUCUGAUGCCAAAGAACAGUUCAUCGAGAGCAACGCAGCUUCUCCCACGCAACAGACGUUCAAGUCACGGGAGCAGUUAAUGCUACGAGCCAACAGUUUAAAGAAAGCUCUGAGACAGAUAAUUGAGCAAGCAGAAAAAGUUGUGGAUGAACAGAACGCGCAUAGUGAAGAUCAAAUAAACCAAGCCACUAUGGAAUAUAAUAAGGAAUUAGAUGAGUCCAAGGAAGAAAAAGAUGAAGACACAAAAGAAUAUGAAUCUCAUCCGACCCCAGCCGGUGUUGCCAGCAAGGAAAACCUUCCAGUCCUGAACACAAGAAUAAUUUGUCCAGGUCUGAGAGCGGGCCUUGCUGCUUCGAUUGCAGGAAGUUCUAUCAUCAGCAAAAUGUUACUAGCAAAUAUUGACCCCUACGGUGCCACCCCUUUUAUUGAUCCCGAUCCAGAAUCACUGGAAGGCUAUUCAGAGAAGUGCGUCAUGAACAAUUAUUUUGGCAUUGGAUUAGAUGCAAAGAUUUCAUUAGAAUUUAACAAUAAACGGGAAGAACACCCUGAAAAAUGCAGAAGUAGGACAAAGAACAUGAUGUGGUACGGAGUGCUUGGUACGAAAGAACUGUUACAACGGACUUACAAAAACUUAGAACAGAAAGUUCAGCUUGAGUGUGAUGGACAAUACAUCCCUCUUCCAAGUCUUCAAGGCAUAGCUGUCUUGAAUAUCCCAAGCUAUGCUGGUGGGACUAAUUUCUGGGGUGGAACCAAGGAGGAUGAUAUAUUUGGGGCACCAUCGUUUGAUGAUAAAAUCCUGGAGGUGGUCGCAGUAUUCGGCAGCAUGCAGAUGGCUGUUUCUCGAGUUAUCAAGCUCCAACACCACAGAAUAGCCCAGUGCCGGACAGUAAAGAUCACCAUACUUGGAGAUGAAGGCGUACCUGUACAGGUAGAUGGGGAAGCUUGGAUUCAGCCACCAGGCAUCAUUAAAAUUGUGCAUAAAAACAGAGCACAGAUGCUAACACGAGACAGGGCCUUUGAGAGUACGUUAAGAUCCUGGGAAGACAAGCAGAAGUGUGAUUCUUGCAAACCAGGCCUACGGUCACCUUUGUACCUGCAUCAGGCGGUGGAGCUAGCAUCUGAAGAAGAGGCAGCACAGAUCCAGUCAUGUUCUCAGGUGGCAGAAGAGCUGAUCGCCAGAAUCUGUGAAGCUGCAAAAACUCACGGCCUUUUGGAACAAGAGCUGGCUCACGCCGUGAAUGCCUGUUCUCAUGCUUUAGCCAAGGCCAGCCCCAGAUUCCCUGAGAGUCUUGCCAGAAAUACUGCGCUGGAAGUAGCUGCUACUGUGAAGGCACUCCAUGAUGAAACAGCAUCCUUGCUAGUUGGAAGGGUCUCUUUGCAAUUGGAAUCCCCUUACGAGGAGCUGCUGGUGACAGCCGUGCAGAGCUUGGAGACUGAACUGAGAAAGUUGGCUGAAAUUCCUUGGCUUUGCUAUAUUCUACAACUGAAUGAUGAUGAGGAUCCUCCUUUGGAAUAUUGUAAAAGGAACAGUAGAAGUACUGUAUUUCGUAUAGUGCCAAAGUUUAAAAAGGAAAAGGUUCAAAAACAGAAGACCAGCGCCCAGCCUGUUCAAAAAUGGGGCACGGAUGAAGUUGCUGCUUGGCUGGACCUGCUCACUUUGGGAGAGUACAAAGAAACCUUCAUCAGCCACGACAUCCGAGGCUCUGAGCUUUUGCACCUGGAAAGGCGAGACCUGAAGGACUUGGGGAUAACGAAAGUGGGUCAUAUGAAGCGAAUUCUUCAGGGAAUUAAAGAAUUUGGCAGGAGUGCACCGUUACCUGAACCGUAGCUGUCCCAGCUGCACUGCUGAGGAAACACUACUUAUGCAAAGCUGUAGAAGCAUGCGGGUUGCUCCGUGGAUGAGUAAGCGCCAAGACGUGAGAAGAUUAGAGUUGCUCUAAUCAGGGCGUGGUUUGACGAAAGCGCCGAUGUGGGAGCUCAAAAGGUUUUGUGUGUCUAAAGAGGCUGUGAAAUAUAUUGUGAGAAGUAGUUAAAAUGUCUACAUUACAGUGAAAAUGUUUCCUGGGUAGCUCAUGCAUGAUUCGGACAACGGUAAUCAACACAGUUCCUUUCCAUGCCUAUCCAGGUCCUUUCAAUGCAACUGCAAAUUGCUUUGUGAAAUGAGAUGGUUAAGUUUGACAAAUCCUUGAGGCCUAACCUUAUCUAGAGCCUCCAGCUAAGCGUCCCGUAGACUUGAUCCCAUCUGGGUAUUUCGGUGACACUGAUACCUCAACCACCAUUCUCUUGUUAUCCCUUUCAUUGGCCAAAAAUAACAUUGAAGCCUUGCCGAAUGCCACGAAUGGAAAUGCCUGGCUUUGUGGCCCAAACUGCCUCUCUGUUGCAUGAUACUUCAUACACUUGAACAACUUUUAUAUCUGUUUUAAUAAGGUAUAAUUUAUUACUGCUUUGGGUUAAGGACUUUUUCUGAUGUUAUUAUGUUAUAUACACAUGCUGUGUGUGGUGGAUAUUGUUGCCAUAAUCUAGCCAUGAAAACUCCUAUACUCUGGCUUCAGGUAAUUUCAGAGUAUUUCUAAAAUGCUAGCACAUGGCAGAUUUAUGAACUGGUUCCCAAGAGAGAACGAUUUGAACGUUUCCAUACCAUUGAUAAAAUAUGCAAUGCUGACUAUCUUUCUUAAAGCAACUGCAAGUUUACCUCGAAUGUCUGAAUUUCAAAAUGUGGCCCUCUCGUGGCUGAUUGACCAAAACUGCACCAUAUUUGGUGAACAUCAGGACUUAAUUAUGCAAUUUUCAUGAAAUCUUUAAAGGUUGCAGAGCCCUGACUUUUACGUAUCCAUUAAGCAAAGCAUUUUUUCAGUUCAGAAAUUGAUUAGCCUCCUCAGAAAUAUUGUUAUCAAAUCAUUUGUUAAUAUGGAUUGGAAAAUUUGGUUGAUCAGUGCUGGAAAAUAAAUUCCUUUUCUAAAAAUACAGCAUGAGUUUCACAGCUGGGAAACCUCUCAUUCUAGAUAUUGCUGAACCCAGGGGCCUCGGCAGGGGCGUUCAAAAAAGUCAAGAUGGUAUCUUGAUUGUGUGGUUAUGGACUCACUGCCCAUGGACACCCCUGGAUGAAAUACAUCUCCCAACAUCCCCCAUUAUUGAUCUUGCUGGCUCUUAAGCUCCUUCCACUUGCAGGAGAACCUGAACAAUUAAAGCUAACCAGAAAGCAGAGAGUUCAUGAUUUUGUCUGAAUCAGGACUUUUGAUUUUCAUUUCUCUAAAAUGUCAGAACCUAAAAUCAGAUCAAUUGUUUGUUUCCAGUUUGAGUUUGUUUAACCCAAAGUCCUGGUUCAUAUACAGUAUAAGACUAAGCUUUUGUCCUCUGUGUUAGCUUUGAUUAGUGGGAAGAGCCAAGCAGGAAUGGUUGACAUAGGGGUGUCUGUGGGUCAUAAAAUUCAACAUGGUGGCUGCAUGAUCAAAUCCCUGCCCUCUCCUUUUCAUUGCACUGCACAUGUGAUACAUAAAAAAAAGGAUAAGGGCCUUGACUGUGCAGUGACAGCCAUUAACUUGACUUUUUGUCAUACACCCCCCCUCAUCCCUCAUGGGCACCAAUGAAUUGACACAGACCUCACGAACAAUAAAUGAGGAUUUUCCAGAAUUCUGAUAUGUGUGCAGCUUUGUCCUUCUUCAUUGGCAGUGAGCAAUGGGGGGAAGAAAUAUGUCUUGGGAAAUGCUGCACAUUUCCAAUGAACAAGAUGCAUCACAGUGUCAGAAGGAACCCUAAUCAGAUCAAGUAGCAAUGAUUUCUCCUCAAACUGGAGACAUCUUUGUUGUUUAUUCGUUUAGUCGCUUCCGACUCUUCGUGACUUCAUGGACUAGCCCACGCCAGAGCUUCCUGUUGGUCGUCAAUACCUCCAGCUCCCCCAGGGACGGGUCCGUCACCUCUAGAAUAUCAUCCA